UAGCAGUUUUGAGUGGUGGAGAACUGUCGCUAACGAGCAACGGUAACCGGCGAACUCACCCAAACUCAAUGCCGGCGGCGGCGGCGCCGUGCUUUGCGUCCGGAGCGCCUCUCCUGGGUUCAUCUCCUCCGAGAGCGAAGCGUCAUCGUCGGCUUCACCUAGCGAAUCAGUCAGCUGCGGCCUCGCCGUCUCGCAGAGAGGUCUCCGUCUUCCUCGGCUCGAGCGCCUUGCUCGGGUCAUUCGGGCUCUCGCUCUUCGUCCCCGCCUCUCCUUCCAUGUCCGCGUCGCCGGAGUUCUUCGAGCUCCCGGACUCCGGCGGCGUGAGGGUGCUGGACCUUCGGAUUGGCUCCGGCGAGGCUCCUUCUGCCGGCGACGAGGUCGCUAUACAUUACUAUGGAAGAUUGGCAGCAAAGCAAGGAUGGAGAUUUGAUUCCACGUAUGAUCACAAAGAUAGCACCGGGGAUUCAGUUCCUUUUGUCUUCACACUUGGUUCAGAGAAUGUAAUUUCAGGGAUUCAAGCUGCCGUGAAAUCCAUGAAAGUAGGUGGUAUCCGUAGAGUCGUUAUUCCGCCAUCACAAGGAUACCAGAGCACAUCCCAAGAACCUAUACCACCAAAUUUCUUUGACAGGCAGAGGCUGUUUACUACAAUUUUUAAUCCGACCCGUCUUGCCAAUGGUGAAGGUUCCACAUUGGGCACUCUUAUCUUUGACAUAGAAUUAGUCAACCUGAGACACCAAUAAUUUUCGGAUGAACGCUCUUUAGAUGAUCUUCAACUCACGAGAAAGGAUCAUGUCAGGACUUUGAUGGAAAUCACUUCCUUUAGUUGCUCCCGACGUCCUGCCUAAGGUCAACUGUACACAUUCACUUGUUGUCAGGAUAUCUUGUGUUUCCAACUGUAAAACCAACUUCCUUAAUGGCUCUCCUUCUGAUUGUAUUUGGGCUUACUUCUUUCCGCCCUUCGUCCUGAAAUUGAUUCAUUUUGAUCUUACCAUCUUAACGUAUCGAUGUGAUCAAGUCACGUCUAGGUUGUCUCUCAAGAAAGGCACAUCAUAGACGUAUAUAAGGCAACUCGGGAUGUUCUCCAAGAUUAGCUCCAGAAUUUGAGAGUAAUUCCAUAGCCUGAGCAUGUUCUCUCUCUUUUUUGGCCACAUUCAGCCUGAGCAUGUUCAAACCUGGGAUAAAAGUUGGGAAUCCACUUGGGCAAUAAGGUGAGACUUGAUAUGGUGUCUCGUCAAAGAGUCUGUUCAGAGAUGUGACUUUGUUGUUCAACCUAUGCGGAUCGUCAACAAGGGCAUAAGUGUUUUCUUAUCUAGUGAGCGAUGUUGAAACAUGCUGUGGACCUGAUUCUUCAGGUCAUUAUGUUUUCAUCUACUUUUCAACGAAGAAAUUAUUCCGUCA
This is a messenger RNA of Syzygium oleosum, 1398 nucleotides long. RefSeq names its product peptidyl-prolyl cis-trans isomerase FKBP17-1, chloroplastic. The record is from RefSeq and is a predicted model, not a curated record. The transcript is spliced from 5 exons. Gene Ontology annotation, molecular function: peptidyl-prolyl cis-trans isomerase activity. NCBI's taxonomy places the organism in Eukaryota, Viridiplantae, Streptophyta, Magnoliopsida, Myrtales, Myrtaceae. The coding region runs from base 69 to 740 and encodes 223 amino acids.